Molecule: messenger RNA, 2310 nt
Organism: Cyprinodon tularosa
Lineage: Eukaryota; Metazoa; Chordata; Actinopteri; Cyprinodontiformes; Cyprinodontidae
Gene: glra4a
Product: glycine receptor, alpha 4a
Exons: 11
Coding region: 77-1651 (524 amino acids)
Biological process (GO): chemical synaptic transmission; signal transduction; regulation of membrane potential
Cellular component (GO): synapse; plasma membrane; neuron projection
Molecular function (GO): transmembrane signaling receptor activity; chloride channel activity; glycine binding
Source: RefSeq, a predicted model, not a curated record
GCCUUUAACAUCAGCAGCAACACGCGGACAGACUGACCAGCUCCCCUCAACCACUAGAAGCACAGCUGCUGCGUGGAUGCGUGGAAGACACCCCCACCGCUCUGGGUGGAAGGGAAUGAAGUUUUCCAAGAGACGAGCCUGGAUCCAGCUUUAUUCAGCGGGGACAGGGAGGAUGCUCCCACAAGUCAUUCGGAUUCUUUAUGUCUUGUCUUUUUGCGUCUUCCAAGGAGGCUUCAUCAGAUUGAGCUCCUGUAAGGAGGAGAUAAAGCCCCCCAGCAGGGCUGGACCACAGCUUUCACCUUCCGAUUUCCUGGACAAGCUCAUGGGGAAAACAUCAGGAUACGAUGCACGCAUCAGACCCAAUUUCAAAGGCCCUGCUGUGAAUGUCACCUGCAAUAUUUUCAUCAACAGCUUUGGGUCGAUAACAGAAACUACCAUGGACUACAGGCUCAAUGUUUUUCUAAGGCAAAUGUGGAACGACCCUAGGCUGGCUUACAGUGAAUACCCUGAUGACUCCCUGGAUCUGGAUCCAUCCAUGCUAGACUCGAUCUGGAAACCUGAUCUUUUCUUUGCAAAUGAAAAAGGAGCCAAUUUCCACGAGGUCACAACAGAUAACAAGCUGCUGCGGAUUUUCCAAGAUGGCAGCGUUCUUUACAGCAUUAGGUUGACUCUAACCCUGUCCUGCCCUAUGGACUUGAAGAAUUUCCCAAUGGACAUCCAGACCUGCACCAUGCAGCUUGAAAGCUUUGGUUACACAAUGAAUGACCUGAUCUUUGAGUGGCUGUCUGACAACCCCGUUCAAGUGGCUGAUGAUCUCACACUCCCACAGUUUGUGCUGAAAGAAGAAAAGGACUUGGGUUACUGCACUAAGCACUACAACACAGGUAAAUUCACCUGCAUCGAGGUGAAGUUUCAUCUAGAAAGGCAGAUGGGUUACUACUUGAUCCAGAUGUACAUCCCUUCACUCCUCAUCGUUAUCUUGUCCUGGGUGUCCUUUUGGAUAAACAUGGAUGCUGCACCGGCCAGAGUUGGUCUGGGUAUCACCACUGUGUUGACAAUGACCACACAAAGCUCCGGGUCUAGAGCUUCACUGCCAAAGGUAUCAUAUGUGAAGGCUAUUGACAUAUGGAUGGCAGUGUGUCUACUGUUUGUGUUUGCUGCCUUGCUAGAGUAUGCAGCAGUCAACUUUGUCUCGAGGCAACACAAGGAAUUCAUCAGGCUGAGGAAAAAGCAGCGGCAGCAGAGAAUAGCGAUUGGCAGUCUGGCUGCAAGCGUUGAGUCUUUGCGGAAAGCCAAUGACACUCCUGGUAACAACUCAGCCUGCAGGAAUCUGAGUCAGCAUUGCAGCGCCUGUGCAAGGGAGGAGGAACUAAUGAGGGAGAGCCGAGGAUUUUACUUCCGUGGUUAUGGACUUGGUCACUGCCUACAAGCCAAAGACGGGACUGGUGUGGAAGGGCCCACGGUUUUCUCCCCUCUUCGCCCAGUCACUUUAUAUGACGGUGAAGUACUUCACAAGCGUUUCGUUGACCGAGCUAAACGGAUCGACACAAUAUCUAGAGCUGUCUUUCCCUUGAGCUUUCUCAUAUUUAACAUCUUCUACUGGAUUACCUAUAAAGUGCUGCGACAUGAGGACAUCCAUGCAAACUUGUAAAACGCUUUCUGCUGGCAUUAUGUUGAUGUUUUUCUCAGAACCAAAACUGCCUGUUUGACCCAUUACAGUGAGUAAAAAUACACACACAAAAAAAUCUGAAUUUUAAGGAGGAAUACUGCUUCUCAAAGCCAGAAUAAGAAAUGAGAACAAAGUUGUGCUCAGGUGCGCCUUAAGGAUCAUUGACGCGAAGAAGAAGAGUAUGUUUAGCUCAGUGACUUCUCAUUAGUAUCACUGGCCACCUCCUUGUAUGUUUGUUUAUUAGAGUUGCUUGGAUAAUGACAAAUCAAAAUGGUGCCAACAGCUGCAGAUGAUGGAUUAAGAAAUUAGAAAAGUUGAUCCUGGCUGAAUGAAACAUACUGACUUGAAUUUUGACACCACUCAGCUUUAAAUGAAUGUUUUUGACAAAUAAAAAGUUAAAGGAACAUUUUUAUAACUUUAGAUUAAUACAUUGGUAUAUGGGUGAUGGGGACUUUGAUAUUUCUGAAUAUUCAGUAAGUGAUGAUUGAUAUCAUUUUAAUUAUGUGAUUAAUAGAUUAUAUCUGUAUGUAUGUCUAGCAGUGUAUUAAAAUGUAUAUAAGCCAAGCUGUUCAACUCCACAGAGCACAAAUAUGUAUUUACUUUGUCAACUUUAAAUAAAUUGUUAUUCUGCCAGGAAACAA